Orbilia oligospora ATCC 24927 is the source of this 438-nucleotide messenger RNA. RefSeq lists its product as uncharacterized. The record is from RefSeq and is a predicted model, not a curated record. Gene Ontology annotation, cellular component: endoplasmic reticulum; membrane. NCBI's taxonomy places the organism in Eukaryota, Fungi, Ascomycota, Orbiliomycetes, Orbiliales, Orbiliaceae. Gene Ontology annotation, molecular function: protein-macromolecule adaptor activity. Bases 1 to 438 code for a protein of 145 amino acids. The transcript has 3 exons.
AUGGACGCCGUCGAAGAUAUUAGUUGGUGGAAUGCAUUGCCUAUUUCUCCCGGCUUUCUCCCUAAAUUCCUCCUAUUCGUCUCCGUAGUAUCUGUCGCCAAUUCAAUGCAAUGCUAUGCAACUCUCAAAUUCACCAAACGCGUCUACUCUGGCAAACCCUUCGAAGUUAAUGGCCUUUCCUCGCGUACGUUCGGAACAUGGACCAUGCUUGCUGCUUUGAUCCGGUUCUAUGCUGCCUACAACAUCUCUAAUGGUCCAAUUUAUGAUAUUUGCAUUGGAACUUUUGUUUUGGCUGGGUGGCAUUUCGUUAGCGAAUGGUUGUGGUUUGGGACUGCGAGUCUCGGUGAGGGUCUCACUGGCCCAUUGAUUGCCGCUUCGACCGGGCUCACUUGGAUGUUGUGGCAGAGAGGUUAUUAUCUGACUCUGCCUGCUCAGUAG